GCCGCUGCCUGUUUUUGGAUUAUAUGUCUGUUGUAUAUUUAUAUGAAGUGAGCUCUUCAUAUUAGAGUUGUUUACUGCUUAAAGACCGCGGUUUCUGUUAGAUAAAUAGUGCUUUAGAGUGACAGCGUAGCAAGGGUGGUGCAAGGAAAUAUGUAAACGCCGCAGUUUAAAAACUGACAGUUUCAGAUCGACAGUAGAAAAGCACAGUUCCAGCUGGGGAACCUGCGGAGUCAGUUUCAGCAGGAGGGUGGGGGAGGUGAAGAGAUGGAUCUGGUGACUGGGGAGGGCCAAGAUGCCCUCCCAGUCUUGGAGGGGGAGGUCUCGUCCUCGACGAGCGAUGAGAGGGGGGCGGCGGGACCCGACCCCCUGGUGCCACCUCCGGAGGCCGGCGAACAGAUGGUGGUGUCCGAAGCCGGAGUGUUUCCCCAGCAGGGCUUGGAGGAGCAGGAGGUGGAAGAGGAAGUGCUGGAUGGCUCGGUGAUGGGUGACGUCGUAAGCGGUGUGCCGUCACUGUCACCAGACACGUCCGAAUCUGCUCUCGAGUUGUUGUGCCAGCCAUUUGAACCCGGCCAGAGUGGUUUAGGUGAUCUUACGGAUUCGUGCUUGGACUUCAUUGUGCACCUGCAACCUGAAUGUCAGGUGGAGGGCCCUUCAGUGGAAGUAGCGACCGUGGAGGAGCUACUGUCGGAGGAUGGCUGCAACAUUGACCCCGUGCUGGUGGGUGACGGCGCUCUGGAUGAUGAGAGUGUCCUCAUCAGCACCACUGUGGGGGAGGCAGAGCUGGCAAUACUGCAAUGGGGCGAGGGCGACGACCAGGCCUGCGAGGAGGUGGUGGCCACAGCCGGUGCCAUUCCUACCAUUGGCUCAGAUGCACUCCUCUCCGACGACUCGCAGCAGUCACUAUCGAGCCAGCUGCUUGGGCGGGGAGACGAGGAUGGUGAUCCGGCGGUAGUUGCUGCCGGUAUCCGGCAUAUGUCCGGGCUUCCACCAGACAGCACUACUGCCCCAGAAGCCAACAACAACACGAUCGAACGUUCACUGUUGGAGAUAUUUGCUACCGAAGAAGUGGUCUCGACAACUGGCAAUGGGAGUGACGAAGGCUCUGCAUCUGGCUCAGUGUCCCCCCUGGUGUCGACGAGCCACCAGCUACCAAUUUCAGGAACCGUUUCCACCACCACCUUGCGUCCUUCAGCAGCUGCAUCAUCACGGGUUUCAGCAUUGCUGUGUGACCAAUCUGCAAACUCAGGAAUUGUCCAGCGGCCGCUUAGGCAGAGCCAAGAAGUGUACAUAUCAGUUUUGCCAGGACAGUCUGAUAACUCUGUCUCAGGUACGAGAGAUGAGAAUGUUGUGCAGCAGUUGCCAACGUCUGAGACUCGAGAUGGUCAAUGCACCCAGUCAGGGACACGAGACAAUGAACUCGGUGCACAGCAGAUUGAAACUGGUGAAUGCAGCCAGUCCGGUAUUGCACAGGGUGUGCCAGGAAGCAGUUCCGCUGACAGCCUGAAUGCUGUUAGCACACCUUCUGUGAGAAUCUCCGAAUCAGCCCAGGCGGACGAGUGUACACAGUCGAGAGCGAUGGACGCAGAUGCGGCAGUAAACACGAAUGCCGAAGUUCCGCAGGCUGAAGAAUGUACACAGUCUGGAAUACCGAGAGGAAUGAUGAGGGUCCCCGAAUUGGUUCGAGAAGAGAGUAGUGACACUGGCAGAGCUGGAGACACUCAGGGAGACGAAUGCACUCAGUCUGAGGUGUCCGCCACAGAAUCGAGGAGCAGACAUGAUUCCGACGGCUCUUCAGAGCACUAUGGUGGAAGAGAAUCCCACGAAGCGGUCACAGAGAGUAGCGAACACGUAGUACGGAUUGCCGCUGAGCCGAGCGAGCCUUCUGUAAGCAGUGUCAGAUUGCCAGAGGUGCCAGAUGUAUUGAAUACUGUAGCAGAACCCAGUGGAGUCGGCCGGGCUGAGGUGGUGCAGAGUGCGGCGGCAGAAUCGAGUGGAGGAGGAGAGAUCGUGCGGAGGAUGGCCGAACCAAGCAGUGAGACUGAAUUGCUUAGAACGAGGCCCAGUAACCGGCAAGAUAGCGCGAUCUGCAGUGCACUUCAGGAGCAGCCCAGCAGUUCGGGUCGGAGGAGAGAUUUUGUAGAAUCAGUUCAAGAUUACAGCCAAGUCGAGUGCUCUACAGGAAAGAGGCCACGUACUGGAGAAUCGAGCCCAGAUAGUCGUAUUUCACAGAGCUCGUCAUCAGUAGUUAAGAGAGACAAUGUGUCUUCGAGUGGGAGCAGACAGUUUACAGGAAGUAAAGGCAGAAGUGGAGAUGUACCGUCUACACCGAGGUCUGGGGUCUCUAGUACGUCUACUACAUCAUCUGGGAGAGGUCAGGGUGGGGCCGGGAUAUCUAGCAGCUCUUCAGCACACAAACUACCGUCUGGCACCAGAGCUGGCCCUUCGUCUACAGAGGGCGGCACGAGGCACCAUGGUGCUGGGCCUUCUGGCGUACGAGAAACUUCGGAAGCGAAUGCAAAGUUGUCCUCACCUGUUGGAAGUUCGAGAAGCGACAUCAAAGUUCCUGGAGUUUCAGGUAAUGUGAGGCACAAAGGGAGUGGCGGAAUAGAUGGAGAGAAUCGAGGAAAUGCUGCAGGGAAGCCACAGGUGGCACAGGGAGCUUCCCAGAGCAUUAGCUCACUCGCUAGGUCACAACCUCAUAUUCAGAGGGCAGAAUCUCCUUCAGAACGAGCCACAUUAAAUCCGCAAGCUACAGGCGUACUAAAGCUGCCUUCUAAAAGGCCUCUGACUGUGGAAGAUUCUAGUGGACUGUCAGAAGUGAAGCGGCGCCUGUCCAGUGAAAGUGCAGCCGGGCCUACAGUGCCCUUGCUGUCAAUACCGCUGCCUCCUGAGCAGGGAACUUCAUCGAAAACUUCACAAAAUGUGCAGUCGACAGCAAAAGUGACGGUUGUACCUACAGAUAGAGCUAGGCCUCCAGUGCCCUCACCACGACCUCAGAUUUCAACCAUUCAGCCACCAGUGUCUGCACACAGUAGUAGGAUGCCUUCACCGGCACCGAGAUUUUCUGUGAAGGGGCCAGAACUUCCCGCUUCACAUAAACCAAUUUCGUUCACCUUGUCAAAAACUGGUCUGAAGAAAACAGUGGAACACCCGACAGGCGAAAGUGGCAGCUCUGCACAAUCUGCAGCAAGAUUACCUGAGAGAGCAUCCACUUUCCAGAAGAAAAAGGCUGCAGAUCAACCAGAAGAGCCUGAGGCAUUGAAGCCUGGAGCUUCUGACAGAGAUCCCUCAGAGCAGAAUAAAAGGGAAAUAGAACAGACUGAUGGGAAUGAGACCCAGAGGACUGGAGUUCCUGGAAGUAGUGAGCAAACCCCAGAGAAAAAAUUGGAAAGUGUUGUGGAAACAAUUGAAGUAUCUGAAAUUCCUUUGCCUGCUGGCAUUCCAGCACCUCGUGAACUUAAGGUACAAGCUGCUCUACCACCUGCUUCGGAAUCUACUUUUCCUAAUGUCACUGAUGUUGCAAGCGUUCCUCUUCCACCAGAAAAGCCGGUUUCUGGAAAGAAAGAUGUUUCAUUGUCUCUGGAUGUUGCCCCAUCGCUCGACGUGUCUGUAGAAGAGAUUCCCAUACCAGGAGAAACUGGGAAGGGUACAGAGCCAAGUUCAGCAACUGUAAAACAGGGAGAGAGAUCGCCAACAAGUAGAACCUCACAGGCAGAAAACUCAUCUUCUCAAACAGAAGGGAAGGUACCAUCUCGGCUAUCUAGUCCCUUUGACUUGGCUCCAUAUGACAUUCCGUUGCCACCAGUAGAAAAACACACUUCUCUUUCCUCCUCUCUGGCUAAGCCACAGUUGGGGGAAGCUGGGGCUGAACUCCAGAGUCCAGCAAAACCGUCUACAACACCAGAAUAUAAACAGUCAUCAGAUGAGAAAUUGGAAAGUGUUGCAGAAUCAGAUGAGCCUGGUCCUUCAUCGAACCAGGUAAAAAGGAGCAUUUCGCAGCCUGCAGAAACUGAGGUGAAAUCACCAAGCGCAACUAUGUUGCAAACUGUAGAUAAAUCUUCAGCUGCAGUUCCAAAAACUAAAGUGGAUAGUAGACACACACCAAGUGAUACAAGCAGUGCAGCUUCAAAACCGGUAAUUGAUGGAGAUGGCAAACAGAAUCCAAAUCUCAGCACCAAGGUCUCGCAGCCCUCUGGUCCAUUGACAGAAACUGUUCCUAGUGUUGAGCCCUCACAAGAUGACUUGCAAAAAACCUCUUCGGAACUGAAAUCUGUUUUAUCAGAAGCAAAGCCAGUUGCUAAGCUGAGGCCUGUUUCAUCCAACCCUCCAGCAGUCGAAGAACUGGGCAUCGGAAUUGACAGUGAAAGCAGAAACUCUCUACAAAUAGCAACUCGUGAAACUGCCUCACCACCACCUGAAGCUGACAAGUAUGUCAGUUUAUGUCAAACAGAAAACACUAGCUCUCUCAUAGAGGAAAAGAAGAACAAUAUCCCUUUUGAGGGAGAGAAAUCGGUGGAGGAUAGUGCCGGGGUCCAAAUUGAUACUGAGGUUAAAGAAGUAACUCUCCUUCAAAGCACCACCAAAGUGAGUACUUCUCUCUGUUCCACAGAACGGUUAGAAAAUUCAUCUGUUGGUGAAUGCCUCCCUGCAGAUCAGAACCCUGCCGAGGACUCCGAGAAGAGAAAGGUGCCAUUUGUAAAGGCCGAUGUCAAUUUAGAGCAGCCCAUUUCAGAUCCUACGCAUAGAGUACUCAAGACUAGGAAAGAUGACUGCCAGACUUCCCCAUUGGCACCUGCCCAUGCCUGUAGUGUGCCAAAAUCAGCUGUUUCCUCAGAAUCAAAAUUAGCCAAUUCAGGUGACAUAGUGAACAGAGAGGUUACACCAAGAAGUGAGUUGCCCAUUGGAGCUCCAACCAGUCAAGUUGUAUCUCAUCCUCCUCUAGAGGAAACUGCAGUGCAGAAAAGCAAGCCUGCAUCAGAGGAGCAUCGAGCUGAGAAGCUGUUCGAUUCUUCUAUGGCCCCAUCAUCUGAAGGAAGUGAAAGAGAGAGGUUUUCAGACCUAAAAGAUGAGCAAACAGAGGGACCAGACAACACUGUUAAAGAUGUCUCUAAAGGUAACACUGUGGAAGUGCAGAUGAUGCUAGAAAAGCCGGAGGAGAGUAUGGAGGAAGUCGCACCUGUCGAAAUGGCCGUGAGGCAGGACUCCCGUCUGGAAAAGAGCCCGAAGGAUUGUAGCUCAGGGAAGAGUGUAAAAGUGCAAGAGGAUAAGCAGAAACAAAGUGAAGAUUCAUUAGCUGCCACGUCUGCUGAAAAUGACACUAAUUCUGAAACUGAAUUACAGAGUCAAGCUGAGGUGAAGUCUGCCCCACAGCAGGAGAACUUGGAAAGCCAGAAGGAAACAUCUGCACAAAGCUCAUUUCAUGAAGCAGUCGGCAAGGGUGCAGUCUCGGCAGUCAGUCAAGAAGUGUUGAAAAAGGCUACGGUGGAACUGUCUGUGGCAGAAAAGACACUUCAACGCAUGCAGCCUAUUAGGGACAAUUCCGGCCCUGCUGUGAAGGAGACAAAAGUUGAGAUGCCUGCUCCACUGACGUCUUCACCACAGAUGCGAAAACCUGCAAAUGUAGACGUGAAGAGACUUGGCGUCCCGAAGAAAAUGCCAGAAAAUAACUCGGCAGCCAUUGCGGCAGAGAAGAAUUUGGCCUCUAUAACAGAUUUGGGCAAGGGAAGAGGUCAGAAAAUGGACGUGCCAACUUCAGAAAGAAAGCUAAAAUCAGUUCACAUCCGUGGGUCUUCACCUUCUGCCGUACAGAGUGCAGAUGCAAAAACAAAGAUCCAGAAAAUUGGUAGUCAGAGGACUCCAUCUGAUGCCUCAUCUUCAAAAGCAACUGUUGGAACUCCCACAACUUCACAAACGACUACAAAGUUGGAAGUGCAAGGUAAAGCUGAACCCACUACAGCACAGGUGACUCCAAAAUUGAAAGUGGUGGGUAGGCCUGAAGUGGUGAAAACCCCUUCUAGCCCUUCUGUACCCAAACGAGCAACAGAGAGUCACAGCAGCUCAUCUAUAACUGUGAAGAAAGAGGUUUCGAGGUCAUCAACAGGAGCUUCGCAGUCGUCACAAGUAGGGAUGAUGGCUGCCAAGGUGCCUCCAUUUCGAGAACAGAUCAGAAGAACACAAACCGAGCAACAUGUAAAGCCGUCAUCUAGUGGUGUUUUGAAGUUACCUCUUAGUGUUUCACCCUCUAAAACAUCACAGGUUCAGACCUCAUCAAAAGUGCCACCACCUGAGGGUUCGGUACCACCGAGUGGCCAGUUAUCAUUGAGUCGGGCUCCAAGUAGAUCACCGCCUGUGCAACCGCAAGGUCUUAAGUCAGCAGUGGAUAAUACUCGACAAAUGCCAGUGGUGAAGAAAAUAAGUUUUGGUACUCCACCUUCUUUGGCAGAAAAGAAAAAGUUAACAAAUCUUCCUUUCCAGUCUGUUGGAAACACUAGUGCAGGAGCCUCCUCAGCACUGAAGGGGCUUGUCACUAAACCUGUUGGGGGCAGCGACAAGAGCCAGAAAAUAAAUUUCGGAAAGAAAGAACCCACAGAAGAGAGGACGGAUGUGAGCGGCGAACGUCAGCCACCUGUAGACAAAAAAAUUGGCACAUAUGUACAGAAAAAAAGUACGCCUUCAUGUUCAUUGGUCCGUAAAAGCCCUUCAGUUCCAGAAAUGAAAGAAAUUGUGCCAGGAAGUUAUUCACCAUUAAAAAAGUCUGUAUCCAUGACUGAUUUCUCGGCCAGUGCAGCACGAGAAGAAAAUCCAGAUGUGCAGAGAUUUGCAGAAGUAGGUGGUGGUGCUAAGAAGCCAUCAAUCCGUAGUUUACACAGUGACACAACAGCUGCCAAGCAGUCAGAUGUGAAAUUCUCAUUUAAGGAGAAACAGGCGUUGCCAUCUAAGGCUGCACCCUCCCUCUCACAGCCGAGUUGUAUUAAAACUGCUGAGAAGCGGAAGAGUGCGGGAGAUGGGGUCAGUGUUAAAGGCAGUGAUAGUGCAAAAGUAGCAAAAGUGGUCUCAACUGUGCCCAAAGCACAAGGUACUGUAAAGGUGCAGAUGUUUGGAACGAAGCAGAAAACUUUGGACACCCCUUCAGUGUUAGGUGUCGAAAAAGAGUCACAGAGUAAGUUGUUGAAGGAAGCCUUGAAAGAUUCCUCAGAAAAAUGUGAUACUCAACAGGUAUCUAGUGAGCAAGCUACUGAAACAGCCAGUCUCACCCAAAAACCAGAAACUUUAGUAACAUCACCCGCCAAGGAGCUUAAGAGUGGUAUGGAAGCAGGAGUUAGCAAGUUUUUUAAAGAAAAAGAUGCGCUGGAGGAAAUAGCUACGGGGGAACAGUUUCUUCCUUCAACAGUCACUGCAACAAAACCAGCUGAUGUGGACCCUGUGUGUCUGGACAUAUCACAAAAUGUUACAGACAGAAAAACUGCUACCAUCGUAAAACCACAAGUGACUGUAAAAGGAGAGAAACUUUUUGAAAGCUUGUCCAAGGAAAAGAAAAUUGUUACUGCUGAAAUAAGAAGAACAGAGCACCACUCGGUAAUUAAGAAAUCUCCAUUCAAAGCACAAAUUGUAGAGCCAUCUGUUACAAAGCUGCUGACAGCUGAUGCAGAAAGCCCUCAAAGUACAUCAGCUGCAAAUACAGGAUCAUUUUUAAAUAAACAAAAGCCCUCUAUCGUUGCACCUAGAGCUCUGAAACAGUUGAUGGAUGCUUAUGGUGAUGAGGAGUCACAGGAUUCUGAAGAGCUAUCUGAAAUAUAUUCAGAGAAAUCAAGCUCUUAUGGUCAAUCAAUUGAAGAAAAGGUCUCUGACAAAAUUUCUCAAGACUUUGCAUACAAGUUGGUUGAGAAAUCUGUCAAAGUAGAUGCAACUUCAUCUCAAAAAACUCAGAGUGUACAAGGGAGUAAAGGAACAGAAGAGGACGAAAACAUCUCGACCAGUCCUGGACCUAAGUCCUCCAUUGAUUUACCGGAAGGUAGGGGCAUACAAGGAGCACCAGAUGUCUCCGAAGCAUUACUGCCUUUGGAACAGAAACAAAAAACCGAUGGCAUGCCGAAGGCAAAAAGUCAGCUUCCUGAAAAAGUUGCAGUAAAUAAAUCGGGCACAAUUAGUUCUGUACUCCCAGCUUCAAGUAUCAGUAAAGAGAAGGAUAAAACAUCACAGCAGGAUAAAGUGGAGACCAGUGAGGUCACUGUAGAUAUUGAUCACCCGUCCACAAGUUCAUUGGAAGCAUCACCAACUAUUGGUAAAAGGAAACCACCAUCAACUGUAAUUGUGAGUGAAUCAGAUGUUUUGCAGAAAAUGUCAGCAUUUAAUAAGCAGGCAAAUGUGUCUUCUCCAAUAGUUGAAAGUAAGGAACCUAAAAAAACAAAUCUUUCAGUGGCAGAUGCAAAAGAAACUGAUGAAGCUGUGUCAAAAAAAUCACAAAAUAUACAACCGUCUGCAAUGGAUAAUACAGACUUUAUGUUGACAGAACCCUCAAAGACAGACAUUUCUAAAUCAGCUGAUAAAAUGCAACCAGAUUUGAUUGACAGCAAGGGGCAGGAAGACAAAACGAAGUCAAGUGUGGCGGUGUUUGAAGACAUAUCUCCAUUAGUUGAAGAGAUGGUUAAAAAGGCUGUAGCUGAAAAGAAUGAUCCUGAAUCAAAUUUAAAAAUUAUCUCAGAAACUCUUGGAGAUAAGAAAGAGCACACUGUAGUAAAAGAAAAGAGUACUGAGGGUGCCGAUGCUCCUUCUGAUAGUAGAAAAGUGCCAGAGACAGUAAAGGUGACAUCAAAGGAGAAAUCAGAAAAGGGACCGAAAGAAAACAAGGAGGAAACUCCAAUGCCACAGAAUGACAAUGAAACAGAAACUUCACCAUCUGAGGCAGUUGUUAAAGCAAAGACUUCAGAGCGAUCUAGUAAAUGUGAUACAAAAGCAAGUGAAGCUGAAACAGUGAGUGCAGGGGCGGGUCAACCUAAGGAGAUUAUUCCAGAACCAACUCCAGAAUCAUCUGAAGAAACAGACCGCAGGAAAAGUACUUCAGUGGUGACAUCUGUCAAACAAAAAUGUGAAAUUUCAGCAUCAGUACCUGAACGUAAACGUUCCACAGAUGGACCAAAGGCACCCCCAAGGCACACUGAACCAAAGGCUAGCACGAUACAUGAAGAACAAUGUAUCCCUCAGAUAAUGGAACAGAAAACUGAGCCUUUGAAAAGAAAGCAAACAGUUGUUGAGAAGCUGCAGAAAGCUGCUGUUGUGGAAACAAAAGAAACAGUAAAACGACCUGAAAUGAGGCUCAGUGUUCAGUCUGUGAAGAAGGAAACUGAAAUUCAUUCCAGUGCCAGGAAGGAAAUACUGAGCACACUAGUGGAAGCUGAUGAAUCACAGAAAAGUCCUCCAGAUACAGAGAAUGUGCAAAUAAAAGAAGAAACUAGAGAGCCAUUGCCAGCAGCAGAAGCAAAGGACACUGUUAUCAAAGCGGAAAUAAAACAUAGUGCUCAUCCUACAGGUAGAAAGCUGACUCCUCCACUGGAAGAAACAGCAAGUCAUUCUGCAGAUGCCAAAGAAAAACUGAGUACUCUGUCUCCAACAGGUAAAAUGGAGAGAAUUCUAUCAGGGUGUGCUGAUAGAGAAGCUAAAGCUAAUCUAAAACCAUUGCCACCAAAAACUGAAUCACUUGCUCCUGAAGCUGAAUUAAAAUCAGCUGAACAAUCACAAGAAGAGAAGUGGCCAGCAUCCCCAACCAAAGUUGAAAUUAGGUCUGCUAUCAGCAUGGAAAAAUUAAGUGUGUUACCAGCCCAAACUAUAGAAAAAAUUCCACAAAAGAGUAUGGAUGUGAGAAUGGAAGCAAUUCAGAAAGCAACAAAAGAAAAAAUAUUUGGGUCUGAAUUAAAAACUGAUGCUGUGCCUGUGGAGCAAAAGAGGGCAAUGGUGGCACAGAAAAGUGAAAUUAGUCAUUUCGUUGCCAAAGAAAAUGUUAGCACCUUACCAGCGAUAGAUGCAACAGAAAAAAAAUUGCCAGAAAUCUCUGGCAUUAAAGUAAUUGAAGGGAAGCAAAAACCAAUUUGCACAGAGGUAAAAUCAACUGCACCUAAACUUGAAUUGAAACCAAAAGGACAUCAUGAAAAGAUUCAGAUGUCUCAGUCAUCAAAACCAGGUGUUCUUAAGUCUGGAUCAGUAAAGGAAAAUCCUAUAACAAUAUCACAUGCAAGCAAAAUGGAGAAAAUUUCAUCUGAAAGUUGUGAUACUAAAAUGGCCAAAGAAAAACAGACAUCUGUUCCAAAACAGGUUAAAGCAUCAGUGCCCAGUUCUGAAUUAAAAUCUGCUGCACUGCACAAAAAAGAAGAGCUGGAAUCUUCCUCCAAAAAGAAAACUGAAACUAAGCCAGAUACUGUUGAGGAGAAAGCAAGUAUGUCAUUGAUGAAAGAUCUCAGCACAGAUUCUGUAGACAGAGUUGAAAACAACUCAGUUACACAAACCGCAGAAGUUUCUGAGAAGCUUGAUAAUAUUUCUCUACAAGUAAGACCACCCGUUUUGUCACCAUCAGAACAGAGAAAACCACAAACUGGUAAAAAAGAAAUAAUUAAACAGAAGAAUGGCUCAAAGGAGCAAAGAGAGAAAGAAGACAAGACUGAGAGUCAAAUGCCAGCUCCCAUUAAAGAAGAUUCUUUGAGUGUAACUGUAGGCUCAAAAGAUCCAGAGUUAAUUUCUUCUCUGGCAAUUCUGAAUGUUAUCUCUACAAGCAAAAUAGAUAAUAAGGGGAUGCCUUCGGUUAAGGACAGGGGUAGUUCAGAGAUAAGUACAUCAGAAACUCUUGUUGUCUGUUCAAAGGACGUUUCACAUAAAGUCGUGCCAGAGGUGUCUGCUAAGAAAAUUGAAACAGAGCAAGGUGCUACUAUGAAAGAACGGCAAAUAACAGGGUCUUCAGUGUCAAGCUGGAAACCAGUUGCUUCAAAAGGGGUUUCUGAUCUUCAUGAGUUAACUGAGACAGAAAGAGUGGAGAAGCUUCUGCCCAAAACAGAGGAAGACAAGUUAGUUCCAGAUAGGGUGAGGGGUGAAGCUACAAAGCCUGCAACAAAUCUUGCAGCUCUCAAGGAAAAGCCACAUACUUCCAAAGAAACAGAAUAUGCUCAAGGGACAAACACGGCAGCUGUUGAGGACAGAAUGAAAACCAAAACUGAAGACAUUUGUGGUGGUCAAGAGAAAUCGGUGAAGAUGUCAGAGGACUUAACGGCCGUGUUGUCUUCAAAGGAGUCUUUGAAUAAAGAGAGACUGAAGGAUGCUCCAGAGAAAGUUAAAGUUGAAACUAAAUUAGAGGAAAAGAAAGGUGAAAGAAGUAAAAUAGAAGAGACAGUGUUGAAAACAAAGGAAGAUGACAAUGUCUCAAAGUCUGAUGAGAAAUCUGCUGAAACAAAGUAUGAUGACAAAGGAGAUUUUAAGUUAAGACAGACUGAGGUUAAACAUUCAGCAUCUGGCUCACUUACGGUGAAUACAGACGUCUGUGUUACUAAAGAUAAGAAGCAGACCACAAAUGAGACUGAGACGAUAGCCAUGACAAAGAAUGAAAAAGCGGAUGUAGUGAAAGGUAAACCUAGUGUGUUGAAGGUAUUUGCAGGGAAAAAGUUUCUACAGGAAAGUGUUGUGACUGAAAAAAGUAAUGUAAAAGAAGAUACUGAUUCUCGUGAAACAAGUGAUGGCUUGAAAGUUGUUGACAAACAUGAGGAAAUCAUCACAGGUGAUGAAAAGGCUAUAGAAAUGUUAAAACCUUCACCUGAAGCUCCUAUUGUAGUUGAGAAAGCUGAGGGUAAGCAUUUUCUGUUGGACAAUGUGCCAAAAGUGGAUACCGAAGAAAAACUGAAGCACUCUGAAAAAACCCUAAAAAAGGUUGUAAGCUUAGAGGAGGCCUUGCUACCAGAUGAAGGUCAAGAAAAGAAAGCAGAUUCAUACCUAAAGGAUUCCAAGUUGGUGGGUAAAGAGAAAUUGACAGAUACUUCAGUUUUGAAGGAUACAGAGAGCACUGGUAAGCAAGUUGACACAGCGGUAACAAAGUCUGAUUCAUCACUUGAACACAGUGGAAGCAAAGCAGAUAAGUCUGUGAAGAAGUCAGUCAGUGAGAAGGAAAUUACUCGAGAAGGAUCACUUGAUCGAGCACAGUUGGCCAAAAAUAAAAAAGGCUUUGUACAAACUAAUGAUCCUGUGAGUAGGAAACAGGGAGACGAUAAAUUGGGGAAGAAACCAGCUGAUGAGAAGGAAGGUGCUCAACAACUUGGACCUCAUCAUACUGCUGAAAAUAAACAGAAAGAGGAUAAAUUAGCAAAGGUAUUGGUGGACCAGAAGGGAUAUUCUCAGGAACUCGGACCGGAACAAGCCACUGAAAAUAAACAGGAAGAGGAUAAGCCAGAAAAGAAACCAGUAGACAAGAAAAAAGGUGACCAAGAACUCAGGCCAGAUCACACCACUGAAAAUAAACAGGAAGAGGAGGACAAAUUGGGAAAGAAACUAAUUGACAAGAAGGAAACUAAUCAAGAACUCAAAGAUCAGGCUAUUGAAAAUAAACAGGAAGACGAUAAGCCAGCAAAGAAACCAGCUGACAAUAAGAAAGGUGACAAAGAAGUCAGACCAGAUCAGAUCAGUGAUGACAAACAAGAAGAGGGGGGCAAAUCGAUAAAGAAACCAGUUGGCAAGGAGGAAGUUAGUCAAAGACCAGUUCAGGAUGCUAAAGAUAAACAGCAAGGUGACAGGUCAGUAAAGAAACAGGUUGACAAGAAAAAAGGCGACCAAGAGAUCAGACCUGGUCAAACCACUGAAAAUAAACAGGAAGAGGAGGACAAAUUGGAAAAGAAACCGGUUGAAAAGAGAGAAUUUAGUCAAGAACUCGGAGAUCAGGCUACUGGAACAAAGAGGCUAGAGGGUAAGUCAGGAAAGAAACCAGCUGACAACAAGAAAGGCAACCAAGAACUCUUGGCAGAUCAUAUCCCUGAAAAUAAACAUGAAGGGAAGGACAAAUCUACAAAGAAACCAAUUGACAAGGAGGAAGUCAUUGAAGAACUCGGAGAAAAUCACACUACUGUAAGUGAACAAAAAGAGAAUAAGUCAGUAAAGAAAUUAGUCGACAAGAAAAAAGGUGAACAAGAUCUCGGGCCAGAUCAGAUCACUGAAAAUAAACAGGAAGAGGACAAAUCGAUAAUGAAACCAUUUGACAAGGAGGAAAUUAGUCAUGAACUUGAACAAGAUCAGGCAACUGAAAAUAAGCAGCAAGUGGGUGAGUCAGUGAAGAAACCAGUUGAUAAGAAAAAAUGUGACCAAGAACUCGGAGUUGAUCACACCACUGAAAGUAAACUGGAAGAGGAGGACAAAUUGGGAAAGAAAACAGUUGACAAGAAGGAAAUUAGUCGAGAACUCGGACAAAAUCGGACAAAUGAAAAUAAACAGCAAGAAGAUAAGUUGGUAAAGAAACCAGUUGACAAGGAAAAAAGUGACCAGAAACUCGGACCAGAUCAGAUCAGUGAAAAUAAAUGGGAAGAGGCGGCCAAGUCGAUAAAGAGACCCCUUGACGAGGAAGAAGGUAGUGAAGCACUCGGACCAGAUCAGGUUACUGAAAAUAAACAACAAGAAGUUAAGUCAGUAAAGGAACCAGUUGAUAAGAAGCAAGGUGACCGAGAAUUCAGACCAGAUGAGAUCACUGAAAAUAAACUAGAAGAGCAGAAGUCGGGAAAGGAACCAACUUUCAAGAACAUAGGUGACCAGAAAUUCAGAUCAGAUCAUACUACUGAAAAUAAACAGGAGGGAGAGGAGAAAUCAAGAAAGAAAUCAGUCGACAUGGAGGAAGAUAGUCAAGAAGCCAGACCUGAUCAGGCUGCUGUGAAUAAACCACAAGAGGAAAAGUCAAUAAAAAAACCAGUAGACAAGAAAACAGCUGACCGAGAACUCAGACCAGGUCAGGCCACAGAAAAGAAACAGGACGAGCAGGAAAAAUUGAGAAAGAGGCCAGUUCACAAGGCAGAAUUUAGUCAAGAGCUCAGACAAAGUGAUGCUAUUGAAAAUAGACAGGAAGAAAAUAAAAAAGUAAAGAAACAGCUUGGCAGGAAAAAAGGUGAACAGGAGCUUGGACCAGAUCAGACCACAGAAAAGAAGAGAGAAGAGGAGGACAAAUUGGGAAAGAAACAAGUUGAAAAGGAAGGUAGUCAAGAAUUCAGACAAUAUCAGGCUACUGAAAAUAAACAGGAAGAAGCAAAGUCAGUAAAGAAACCACUCGACAGGAAAAAAGGUGACCAAGAACUUGGACCACAUCAAUUUACUGAAAAUAAACAAGAGGAGGAAGAGAAAAUGAAAAAGAAAGCAGUUGACAAGAAGGAAGUUAGUCAAGAAUUAAGACGAAAUCAGGCUACUGAAAAUGAACAGGAGGAGAACAAGUCGCCAAAGAAACCACUUGAAGGGAAAAGUGGUGACCGUAUACUCAGACCAGAUCAGACCACUGAACACGUACAGGAAGAGGCUGACGAAUCAGGAAAGAAACUGGUUGACAAGAAGGAAGUUAGUCAAGAACUAGAACAAAAUCAGGCUACUGAAAAGAGACAGAAAGAGGAUAAGUCAGGAAAGAAACGAGUUCACAAGAAAACUGAUGACCAAGAACUAAUACCAGAUGAGAGCAAUGAGAAUAAACAGGAAGAAGAGGACAAAUUAAUAAAGAAAUCAGUUGACAAAAAGAAAGUUGCUCAAAAACUCGGACGGGAUCAGGCUACUGAAAACAAACAGGAAGAAGAUAUGCCAGGAAAGAAACUAAUUGACAAGAAGGAAAAUGCCCGAGACUUUGUAUUAGACAGUCAUGCAUCUUUGAGUAGUCAAAAAGAAGGGGAGGGCAAGUCAGGGCAAAAACCUCUUGACAAGGAAGAAAUUGCUCGAGAAGUUGAACCAGCUCAAUCUGUUAAAAUUAAAAAAUCCACUGGAGAUAUUGAUGUAUCUUUGGAUAGUUCACAGGAAGUGGGGACAUCUGCGAUUUCUCUCAGCAGAACUGAAGCUCACGAUGCGAAAAGUAAGUCCGUGAAAACAAUUCCCGCAAAAGUUGUGGAAAUCCAAGAGCAGGCAAAGGAGCUUAUUAUUGAGGCAGACAAACAGGAUGCUGCUGUGGAUUCUGAUGGCAAUAUCUCUACUUCUGUUUCAAAGGCCAGUGCUCCAGAAGUCCAGGCACUUGAAAAAUCUGAAACUGGGCGGAGCUCUUCACCGACAAAAUCAUCUCUAAAACGUAGAAGAGAUAGAUCUCACAGUGAACCGAUAGACAAGGAUAGUAAAGGUGAUGAUGAGAAGCCAAGUGCAAAACUUUUGAAGACAGACAGUUCAGCAUCACAAGAGAAAAUAAUCUUGAGAGUGAGAACACAAAGUCUCUCUUCUGACGGAGACAGCAGAAAAUCGCCCGUGGACCCAGCCACAUAUUCUCCAAAAUCUGCAGCAAGUACAGGGAACAAAAGUGCUGAAGAACCUACUGUUCCGAAGCUGACAAUAAAAAUACCGAAAGCCGACGAUACUGUGGCAAGUCUGAAAAUGGAGAAGUCUGAAAGGAGCAGUCCGAAACAUCAAAAACAGGUGGAUAUGGAAACUGUUCAUAGUGAGCUAUCUGCUGAAGAAAGUAAGAGAGGGAAAGUAGCGUUAAAGAUAAGUAUACCAGCAGAAAAACCAUCUGAAGAAUGCAGGCAGUCACCAAAAUUAGAGAAACUAACAAUUAAGAUACCUAAGCAAGGAGAAGGAAAGCAUUCUGAACCGUAUAUUGACUCACCCAGAUCAAGAGAGGAAGGAAGGGUGGAAAAAUUGACACUGAAAAAGGUGAAAGGUCACUUUUCACCUGUUACAAAAGAUGAUAGUCUGCAAGGAGAAUCUAAAACUGAAAAAUUUCACAAAAAAGUGCCAAAAAGUGAUGGGGCCAAUGUAUCAUUUGCAGAGGAAGAGAGUAAGGAAGUGGGAACUAAUGAUGGCGGACUGCUGCUACAAAUUGCGAAAGUAGCAGAUGUGAAGCAGACGAGUAGUAAUCUUCCAGAAGCAUCAGUUGAGGGAGAACCGAAGGUGGAAAAGUUAACACCAAAAGUAACGACUGAGGCAAAAAUGUUGGAAGCUACCAGUACUGAUGCUACUGCAAAAGAAAUAGUUAAAACAGAAAAAGUUAUUACUAAACCCUUGAAGUCAGCUGAUAGCGUAGCAAUUGAAGCAACAGCAGAAACUGAAGAACCCAAAGUAGACAAAUCCUCAUCGAAAACAAGAAAAGCGGCACAAGCGUGUCCCACAGUUUUGGCAACAGAGACAAAAGAUGAUGAAAUUGCAAUAGAAAAACCCUCGCAAAAAAUGUUGAAGUUGAGAGAAACCUCUGCAUCUCCUGCAGCAGAAAUGGAAGAAGGAAGGAAAAUGGAGAAAUUGACUCUGAAGUUCUCUAAAGACUUGGAAAGCAAGAGCAGCUUCAGAGUUUCCUCUCCAGUUCCAAAGGAAGAUGGAGGGAAAAUUGAGAAACUCUCACCAAAAGUGACAAGAGCAUCAGAGACAAGUGCGACUUCUAGUGCUCAGAAGCGGCACGAGACUGAAGUGCAGCACGGAAGUUCUGAUAGGAAUAAGUGUCCAAAAUUACAGACGCGCAGUGAAGCUACAGUGGUUAAAGACUCUGAAAGACAAGAAGAAAUGCAUGUUGAGAAUUUACCAUUAAAAGGCAUAGGAGCCUCUGGGGCAAGUACUGCCAAAGGCAAACAGCUACUGGUGCAAAAGGACUCUCCUAAGAAGGAAAAUGUCACUGCUCAUCAGACAUCGCCACAUAAGAUGAAGGACAAACAUACAAAAUUGAGUACAGAAGCUGAAACUACUGGAGACGACAAAGGGACGAAGCUGUUGUCGGCUGCUGUAAAAAUAGAGGAAUCAGUUACAGAAAUUUCUGUGGCAACUUCAUCUUCCAAAGAAUGUGAAGAACGUGAAGAAACGUCAGAAAAACUGCCUACAAAUUUGGAAGCACCGGUUGAAGAAAGUGGAAAGCACAAGCUCCCAUCAUUCGAGGAAAUUGAAGGAGGAAAUCGAGAGGACACGAGGGAGCCAGAAGAUCUUUUGACACUGAUUUCUAAACAAGAAUCUGAACAUACCCUAAUGUCACAGUUACCAGUAAUAAUAGAUGUCAGAAGUGAACAGGAAACGGGAUCACUGUCAUCUAUCGAUGACGUGCAAAGUAUUGGAAGACUCUCAGAUUCACAAGAUUUUGAUGUCAUAGAAUCUGAAGAAAUCGUACGAGGCACAAACAAACAGAAGGGAACAGAAGUUUCAGAAACAAAAGAGCGUCAGGGCUCCAGAGCCGGAAUAGGCGACAGCCGUGUACACGAAUCGUCGGCCCGCAAGAGAAGUGUGUCACCUCUGCAGUCUAUCCUCAAAGAAGCACUUGCAAGAGAACAACCUGUUACAUCGGUAGCUCAUUCUGAACGAUCUAAAGCUACCCUUGUGAAGAGUGAAAAAGUAAGUACUUCUUCCUCAGAAAGAAAAGUGGCAAAGGAACAAGUUCCAGCUAAAGGGACAAAAAUGGCAGUUGAAGUCAGUAAAUCGGUGCAUGUCAGCAGUGUAGCUAGCCGUGAAAUAAAGAGUGGUGAUGGCACACAUUCUAAACUGGAAAUUUUCGAAGUUAAGAGUGGAGCGCUCCAUAAUCGUGAUAGGGUAGCUGCCAGACAGAAACGGGCGAGCUCUGGUGAGCAGAUACUAGAGCGGGAAGUGAGAGUGCAAAAGCCUAACCCGAAGCAAAAAGCUCUUCUGUCUCCAAAGCAACAGAAGAGUGCUUCAGCAAUGGAACUCGGUGAAUCCACAUCUUCGAGAGCUGAACACUCCAGCAAUCUUGAGAAAAUGGCACCGAGACUGCCGACAGCAGAUAUACCCAAGUUGCUGAAGAUACCAGGAAGACAGAAGAGACUCACCGGUUCUUUGUUGUCAUCACCACCGCCAGCAAACCAGAAUCAGCAAUCUACUGUGAAAGUGAUAGAACUGGGUGAUAUCGGUGAGGGUGAGUCACCAUCGACCAGGAAAAAGAGAGAGUCUGAUGUGGAGAGUAUAGAAACCGUUCGCACAACCACUCCUAUAGCCAGGAAGCUCUCGCGCUCGUCUAGGUCCUCUGUCGAAUCUGUUGAAGACACCUCUCCUAGUAAGAAGUUGCGCCUGGAAACGGAAGCAGGCUCACCGCCUCCCGCCAGCGCAGCUCCCCACAAACGACAGUCCCUGUCGCCGGCAGCAGCACAUGUGCCUGUGAAGAGGCAGCGGGGAUCCUCCGGACCUUCUGGCGACACUCCAGACGAGCCCCUGGAAGUGGUCCCUCCUGCUGCAGGUGUGGAACGCCUCCGUGCUGUACUGGGUCCUGACAUGUCCAUCAGUCUGGCGGGCCAUAGGACACCCACGCACGACGAAUCCUCUGGUGCUUCGUCUGAGGAUGUUCAGAUAAUAGAGGUGGUGGAAAGGCAGCCACCCAAACCACCCCAACCUCCCCCAGUUGAUGCCUUUGAUGACAAUAGCUCACAGGAUGUGAUCAUUGUCGAGGAGGUGGGCACACCAAUGCCACCAGCUCGUAUGCCAGAAAUGCCGACACGUGGUGGUAAGAGAAUGAGAGGCCGACCUCGGCGAAUGAGUGUGCAGCCCACGAGCCCUGUCUCGCGCCACCAUGAGGAGCCGGUGCCGCCACCUGCCCAGCAAGUCGCAGAUCCCGGCUUGACGGCAUCCGGAAGGCCAAAAAGGUCGUGCCGUGGUCGUGAGCUUCCUUUCGUCGAAAAGAAGAAGACACGUGCUAGAGGUGGCGGUCGCAGACGCAGAGGUGACACACUGACAGAUCAUCGUCCAGGUGGCCUGUCUGAGUUUGCACGCAGCUUCUCUGGGUCUCUCUCUCCAACCAGCAUCUCCGGUGCUAUUCCACACGAAAUGUUACCACAGCCGGCGAAGAAGAGCUUCACGUUGGGUGACAAGUCUCCUUCCGUGCUGUCCAGGUCAGGUGCUAUUCCACAAGAAACGUUGCCGGAUCCAGUGAAGAAGAGCUUUGCAUUAGGCGAGAAGUCUCCUCCCACACUACCCAGAUCCAGUGCUAUUGCACACGAAGUGUUACCAGAGCCGGGGAAGAAGAGCUUCGCAUUGGGCGAGAAGUCACCUCCUGCGCUACUCAGGUCGCCUCCUGGCCUGCUGUCUCCUCCGAGGGUGAAGUCCCCCGAACCCAAGUCACCCCCAUCGAAGCACCAGAAGGCAGGACCAGGAAAGAAGUCCGCCGCCACUGCUAGGCGAGCGUCACUGGUGGCUGCAGAAAAAGAGGCACUACCAGCAGAUUCCGAGGCAGUCACCGAAACCACUAGAAGAAGGUCGACAGAGACGAGGGAAACGCAGCGUGCGGACGGAGAGCCGACUGCGGCAACCCCGGAUGUGAUCGUUGAACCUCGCACCCCUGAGCCUACUGGCGAACCUACGGCAACUGCACAGAGUGUACCUCUUGUACCAUCAGGACCACCAUCACCGAUGCAGGCUCCACCGAUGGCAAGCGAGCCUCCAUCACCGUGCCCUGCUCCAAGUACAGUGCAGGUGUUCGAAGAAGAGACACGCAUGAGUGCCGAUGGUGCAGUAGUUGGGAGAAUGGCAGAGCCUGAGAGUGCAGAAGGCAGUCGGGCUCAGUCGCCGGUGCAGAUUCCUGACAAGAUCCCUGUGGCCAAGACACCAGGUGCGGAAGGAGUUGGUGAAGAAUCUCAGGGCAGUGUGAUCAGCACAGCGACAACUGAAAGUGUGAAAAAGAAGAAUCGUAUGGAGGUGUGUGACGCAGAAAUCAAGGUGUUCACAGUGGAUCAGAUAGCAGAGUACCAGUGGCCAGAAAAGUCUGGCGAUCACUUAAUGAUUCAAGAACAAAUCUCUGAGUACCUCGGUAUAAAGUCAUUCAAGCGAAAAUAUCCUGACCUUCAGCGACGUCCCAUAGAUGCCGAAGAGAAGACCUACCUUCGUGACAAAGGGCUUGUCUCCGAAAACAUGUGUGACAUGGGUCUAACUGCGGUACUCUCGUCAGAAGUGUUGGAUAUCAUGUACACAGAUUUCCAGGACAAAUACGAAGAGUAUCGCCGAUAUCUCCGUGAUCGCCAGGCAAAGGAACUUAGCUCUAGGCAGAAAGGUACCGGGAAUCGGCAGCAGGACACCAAGGAGAAAGCUGUCCAGUCUGCAGCCGAAUGGAAUGCCACAUUCAAUCGUGGCCGCCGCGACCAGCGCCGUUGCUGCUUUGAUCUUCAGACGUUCACCAUCCACUACCCACAUAAUCGUGCAGUGAAAAUGGUUCCGAAGGAUGUUCCCAAAAUUGGAUAUUACCCAGUCGCGCUCAUUCCUGGACAGUAUACUGAUUAUUAUAAGAGCUAUACACCUGCGGAGCUCCGCUACUUCCCUCUCAACACGGUGCUGUACGGUCCGCUGAAGCCCAACGAACGACACCAGGAGCCUCUGCCAGGCUCUGGAGGUGGCGGCUCAGAUGGGAGCCAGUCCGACUCCGAUGAUUCCAGCUCCUCUUCAGAUUCGAGUAGCAGCUCUUCGAGUGACGGGAGCCAGGAUUCGGACGACAGUGGAUCUGAAGCCGGUGAUGUGGUAGACCGAACGGACGAUAAGAAGCCUGCGGUGUCGGACGAUAAUGCUGGCGGCGGCACGCCUACUGUCAACGGGACCGUCAUCAAGGUCGAAGAUGCGGCAGAGCUGAGGGACGCGACUGCCCGGUGCAAAGUGUGUGGCGGCGACCGCAACCGCAAUAUCAAGACGGGCCGGCCGGAGCCUCUGGUCCACUGUGCGAGCUGCACACAGAGCGGUCACACGACCUGCCUCAACCUCACCGUGGACAUGGUGCCUCACAUUCGUCGCUACGACUGGCAGUGCACCGACUGCAAGAUAUGCAUCCAGUGCAAGGACCCUGCCGAUGAGGAUAAGAUGCUCUUCUGUGACAUGUGCGACCGUGGGUAUCACAUUUACUGUGUGGGGCUACGGCGUGUGCCGAGUGGACGCUGGCAUUGCAAGGAAUGCUCCAUCUGUGGCUCUUGUGGAGCGCUGACUCCUGCUGGCAAUGUCGACCCAACUACCACAAACAACGGCUCCAAUGCCUCUGUAAUAGUGAAUCCACAGUGGCAGCACGAGUACAAGAAAGGAGAGAAAGGCACUAGAGUCUAUGCCCAGACACUUUGUGUUCCAUGCUCCAAGCUGUGGCACAAGGGGCGUUACUGCCAACUGUGCUGCCGCUGCUUCAACAACCGCCCAGAGGAGGAGCCGGGGCUCAUCUGCUGCUCUGUCUGCCAGAAGUGGAUGCACGCUGAGUGCUGUAAUGUAGUGCACCGUGAAGCGAGCCGCAUCACGAGUUUCCUGUGUGAGAUGUGCCAGGAGAAAGGCCAUGCGGGGCGCGCACGCUCCCCGUCGCUCGUCAAGAUUCCCCACCCGGGACAGCCAUCCUCGGGGCCGGCUCUCUUGCUGGCAGCACCUCUGCGAGCCUGCUGAUAGGCAGAGGACAGUAUCGUAUCUCCUAGAGGCACUAGUUUACCCAAAAGUGGUGUGCCACGGCAUUCAUCUGUAUGACCAGGUCUUUGUAUCUUGCCGUGAGAUCUAUGCUGUAGCCAAUGUCACUUUCUUUUUUGUUGUGUGUGUGGAACAAGUGUACUGCCAUCUGAUUUAAGAAAAUGCCUACAAGAUUUAGCCCAGUUUUCUCAUCUGUUCUGUAAAGUGUAUUUUCUAUAAGAGUGCUAGCCACUGCCCAUCCUGUACUCAAAUUCUGGUCAGUUCUGAACUGCAUGAUUACUUAUCUCUGAAAGAAUGAUUAUUGCUGCGUAUUAUAAUUUUUCACUGUUGAGAAGUAUUUUUUAGUGUCCAAUGCUGGAAAGGUGACUGAAUUUAGAAUGUAAAGUUGGAGUUGUACAUCACACGAAUGUAAACUCCAGAUGAUGUUGAACAAGUUUCAGUGGUAAUUAUAUGUUAGUGUGAAGCACCUUUUGGAGGCAGAGAGAGAGAGAUGUGUGUGUGUGUGUGUGUGAGAGAGAGAGAGAGAGAGAGAGAGAGAGAGAGAGAGAGAGAGAGAGAGAGAGAAUGCAUGCAUACAUGUGUGUGCACAGGUGCAAAGGGAAAGUACAGAGCAUAUACACUUAUCUGCAGACUUAGAACUUAAUAUAAAUGUUAGUAUGUUUAUCUUUCAUGAUGUAAUGAAUUGAUAUGUAAAAUGAGUUAAUGUGUGUUGUUUAUAUGUUAUUAAUUUUUAUCUGAAGUCUGAAUCACAUUUAUAUUGCUUAGCCAAUCUCAUGCUUUCUCUCAGUGGUAUGUCAGAAAUGUUUGGAUAUUCUAUCACUUUUAAAGCAAUUUUUAUUUCAGUUAUUGAAAUGUCCUAUUGUUCCUCUAUACAGAUUUUUAUUAUGCUCCUGCUGAGGGAAAUUCAUCAAUAUUUACUACCGUAUAAAUUCUGUUAUUAAAAUAAGAAAUAAAAAGACUGCAAAUUAAUUCAAUGCGAGUGUUUAAUUUUAAUGUCGGAUGUAAAAGGAGGAUUGCUCAAAGACGAUAAUUCCAUAGAAAUGUUGGAAUUGUAGAUCAACCCUGAAACAAAACAUUUCUUAAAUGUGUUU
Schistocerca gregaria is the source of this 22604-nucleotide messenger RNA. RefSeq names its product microtubule-associated protein futsch-like. Lineage: Eukaryota; Metazoa; Arthropoda; Insecta; Orthoptera; Acrididae. The transcript is spliced from 22 exons. The coding region runs from base 265 to 21495 and encodes 7076 amino acids. The record is from RefSeq and is a predicted model, not a curated record.